This is a messenger RNA of Harpia harpyja (harpy eagle), 1907 nucleotides long. RefSeq names its product zinc finger HIT-type containing 2 (gene ZNHIT2). The record is from RefSeq and is a predicted model, not a curated record. Lineage: Eukaryota; Metazoa; Chordata; Aves; Accipitriformes; Accipitridae.
GGCGGAAACGGCCGAGUCGGAACCGGAAGAGGCGAAUUGAGCCGCGAAGAUGGCGGCGGCCGGUGAGGGGGAGCAGCCGCCGUGCGGCCUGUGCGGCGCCGCCGCCGCCCCUUACACCUGCCCGCGCUGUAACCGCCGCCUCUGCUCCCUCGGCUGCUACCGGGGCCACGGCGGCUGCGCCGAGGCCUUUUACCGGGAGCAGGUGCUGCAGGCGCUGGAAACCGAGCGGGAUCCCCCACCGGGCCGCGACCGCCUGGCCUCCGCCUUCCGCCGGUUGCGGCAGCUAGGCGAGCCGGGGGAUGCAGCCGGGCCUGUAGGCCGCGAUCUGUGGAAGAGCCUCAGCCCGGCGGAGCGAGCGGGUUUCCAGCGGUUGCUGAGCUCGGGGGAAGCGGCCACGCUGCUGCCGGCCUGGAGACCCUGGUGGUGGCGGCGGCGGCCGGUGGAAGAGCUGGGGAAGCCGCAGGCGGGCGAAGAAGAGGAAGCCGAGGACGAAGAAGCCGCCGCGGCCCCGCCGCUUCUUCCCGCCGUCGUACCCCCCCUGAGCAGCCUCCGCGCUCCCCCUCCCUCCCCGCUGCUUCCCUUCCAGCUGCCCAACGUCCUCUUCGGCUACGCCUUCGCCCUCAGCCUGCACGGCGGGGACGAGACGCUGCUGCCCGAGCUGCCCGCCGCCGUCCUCGACGUCUCGGCCGCCCUUCGCGGCCGCCGGGCCUUCGCCUCCGCCGCCGAAGCCCUCCACGCCGCCCGCUACGAGGUGGGCGCCGCCGGUUAUCCGCAGUGCCCGCUGGGAGACGCCGGGACGGUGUUGGCCGUGGUUCACAUCUUGGAAGGGAGAGAAGGCAGAACCGACGGCGAAGACGCGGCUGUCGCUUUGCUUCACCUGGAGAGAUUGUUCCGGAAGGGAGAGCGCCGUUUGCCGAAGGAGGAGCGGCGUCGGUUCGGCGACGCUCGCCGGAAGUGCCGCUACCUGCUGGCGUGGAGCCGGGAAGCGCCGGAGACGCUGGCGGCGCUGGCGGAGGCGGCGCGGGUCGUUCACGCCGGCGUGGCGCGGGAGGCGGCCGCCCUGAGAGAGGAGGCGGAGAGGGGCUGCGGGGGCCCCCGGCGGGAGCUCGUUAGCGGCCCGGUUAACGAGGGGUUGGGGGAGAGGCGGCUCAUCCAGGAGCUGGACUGAGGAAGGGCGAAGCCGGUCGUGGCGUUCGUUAAGGGCUGGGGUUGACGAGGCUGAGAGGGCAGCGGGAGAGAAGGCGCUCGUUAAGGAGCCGGGAGGAACGAACGGGUGGUAAAAGGCGCUCGUUAGGGGAUGAGGCUAACGAGCGCGGGGGAGGCGGUGUUGGAGGAGAAUCCGCUCGGUACGGAGCUGCGGUGACUUGACUGUGGUAACGAACAUCCACCGAAGCAGGCCCGGGAUCGGCGCUCGUUAAGGGAGGGGGGAGAACCCGCUCAUUAAGGAACCGGACUAAUGAACAUUCACGGAAGCAGGUCAGGGAAUGGCGCUCGUUAAAGGACGGGGGAGAACCCGCUCAUUAAGGAACCGGACUAACGAACAUCCACCAAAACAGGCCCGGAAACGGCGCUCGUUAAGGGACAGGGGAGAACCCCGCUCAUUAAGGAACCGGACUAACGAACAUCCACCAAAACAGGCCCGGGAACGGCGCUCGUUAAGGGUCUGGGGAGGACCUGCUCCUCAAGGAAGCAGGCUAACGAGCAUUUGGUAGAAUUAGCGCCAGAAAAGGUGCUCGUUAAGGGGACAAGACUAAUGAGCAUUGCAGGAAACGGUGUUGGAGAAGAACCCACUCUGCGCUAACGAACAUCCAGUGAACCCCGAACGGCGCUCGUUAAGGGAUGGGACUAACGAGUAUUUGAUAAAAUGGUGCUGGGAGAGAACCCGCUCGUUAAGGAACCGGCCUAAC